AUGUAUUGAAUUACAGGUUGUUUUGAUUGACAACUCAUUCAAACAUAUCAUAUGUUUUUGUUUUCUGGUGAUAGUCGUAGUCGUCGAUGAAGAAGAUCUUUAGUUAUUAUAUGGUUGUUGUUGUUGUUGUUGUUAUCAUCUAAAGUAUGGUUGUUGUUGUUGCCGAUGAUGGUAGUAGUCGUCAACAAAAUUUUUGGUCAAAUUUUCGGUCAGUGACGGCACACACAACGGUCGAUGACAUCCGUCGAGAAUAUGAACCCCAAUUGGAGCCCAAUUUGGUCGACAAAGAGUAUGAAGACUGUGACCAUUAUCUUAGCACUCAAUUUGGUUUAUUGCGCGAAGAGUUAGUCCGUCCGCUGGUCGACGAUGUAAACAGAUUAAGACAAGUACUGAUUGACUAUCAAACGGAACAGGAUUUGGAAAAUAGUGGACAACAAGACAGUCAACAACAAGAAGAUGGACAACAACCACAACAUCGAAGAGUAUUUAAGAAGAAGAAGAAGACAUUGCGUGAAGUGAUUGACAGUCAUCCGGACAUUGUUUCAAAUGUUUACUUUUUUAUUAAACCGGUCAAAGUUGUUGUCCACAAUCGAUACGGACCUACCAUUGACUUUAGCUUUGAUUACUCGCAUCUCGAAUCAGUUAAUCUUCAGGAUUUUCAACCACUGCUUGAGGGAAAUCUAAUGUGUCUUUCGUGCGACAAAUUCAAUAAUUCACUGGUUUUCGGUGUGAUUGUUAAGAGUAGACUCAAUGAACCGGCGGAACGCAAUUCAAAUGAAAUUAUUUGGGAGUUCAGUCUUAAAGUGGAUUUGGAUGAACUACAGUGUCAACAGUUGUUUGAAUUUGCACUCAAACCAAACCUCGAGUACAUUGGCGUCGAGUCAUUGACUUAUUUCGAGGGAAUGACACAUACAUUGACUAAACUUCAAAAACUAAUAACUGUUCCCUUCGAGGAAUAUUUGGUUAAACUUAAACGAAAAAUUAUUGAACCAAAAUACUUAAAUAAUGAGUCGUUUUAUGAUAUGUCGUGUAUUGCACCGGAAAAUAAUGAUGCAGUUAAUGGUUUGAAUGGUGAAGUCGAUGAUACUAAAGACCCGUUAAAGUCAGUUAAACUUAUUGACUCAAAUCACAAAUUAUUAGCCAAAAAUGCGUCCAUUUUUGAUGGCCAACAAUUUGAAGCAUUUUACGCGGCCAUCACUAAAGAAUUUGCUAUAACUCAAGGUCCACCCGGUACUGGAAAGACAUUUGUUGGCCUCAAACUAGUCAAGUGUUUGUUGGAUAACGAAAAUGUUAGGAAUCCAACCGACAAUCGCCGUCCGAUUCUCAUAGUCUGCUAUAAGAACCAUGCGUUGGAUCAGUUUCUCGAAGGGAUUUUGAAGUUCAAUCAAAAUGUUGUCCGAAUUGGCGGCAAAUCUGAAAGUAAAGAAUUAGAAGAGUUUAAGUUGUUUAAUAUUAUGGAUAAAUUUAGGAAACAAAAGAAAAAACCUUUUAAUUUGCGACCAAAGUUUUAUCCGUUGGUUUUCAAACAAAAUAUUAAAUGUUUGAAAAGACAAAAAAGAUUAUCAAAUUUGAAAUCAGAAAUGGAAAACAUAUUUAAGAUGAUUAAGAAAAGUUUUUCCCUAAUAUUGGAUUACAAUGUCAUCGAUCCGUUUAUACGACCGAAAAAUAACAUCUUUACCGCUUAUUUUGAUCGUUUAAGCCGUGAAAUCGGCGACGAAGAAGAAAAUCCUAUAAAGCACUGGUUAUUUGGUAAGACAUCAGUCAUUGAUUGGACAAAACUCAAACAAAAGCGUUUAUCUUCAACAAAAUUAUACGAUAUUAUUGAGGAUUGGGUCAGAGAUGUCUACUCUAUGAACGACAUUAGCACGAAGUUUGAUGAUAUAAUUGGAUCAAAUGAUAACCAAUCAGACAAUCAGACAGAGGAAUCACUGAUCGAAUCACAAGUUAAUAAAAGAUGGAAACUUUAUCUCUAUUGGAGAGAAUUAUUCUUCGAUCACAUGAAGAAAAGGUGUAAUAAUAUUUGGGAAACACUUAGCGAAGAGAUUACUGAAUAUCAAUCAAAAUAUUGUAAACUUCAGCGCUUGUUGUGCUCUGAGGCACAAGUGAUUGGCUGUACGAUUACCGGUGCCGCCAAAUAUAGUCAACUGAUAGAUAUGUUUGAUCCACAAAUUAUGAUUGUCGAAGAGGCUGCAGAAGUACUUGAAGGACAUAUUGUUGCGGCCAUGCCUUCAAACAUUGAACAUAUCAUUCUAGUCGGUGACCACAAACAGUUGCGACCGAUCACCAAUGUCCGUGAAUUGACUACGGAAUACAAAAUGGAUAUCUCUCUAUUCGAGCGUAUGGUCACAAUGAAUAUGCCGUACCAGCAAUUGCAACAACAGUUCCGUAUGAGACCGUGUAUUGCAGAACUGCUCAAAGUGGCCAACUUUUACGACAUCAAGUUAACCAAUGCUCAAAAAGUUACCGUUUAUCCCAAUAUCAACUAUACAUUUGGCAAAAAUAUGUAUUUCAUUGAUCACAAACACAUUGAAGACAACACCCAUUCCAGACAAUCACAUGACAGAAGCCGAUCCAAUCUUCACGAGGCAAAAAUGAUUGUAGAAUUUGUUAAGUAUCUACUGUUACGCGGAUAUUCAGGCGACGACAUCACUGUUCUCGCAACCUAUAACUCCCAGUUAUCCGAAAUCAAACAUCUGAUGUUUGAACAGGAAGAGGUGUUUGUUGUUAAGAAAGAACUGGUAGAUGAAUGCAAUCCAUUGUUUAGUCAGACCAAUGAACCGCCCAAACUUAAAGUACGGGUCAGUUCGGUGGACGGCUUUCAAGGCGAAGAAAACAAUAUCGUUGUCAUAUCGUUUGUCAGGAGCAGCAAAAUGGGAUCAAUUGGUUUCCUGCAGAACGAAAACCGUGUGAAUGUCGCCCUUUCCCGGGCCAGACAUGCCCUCUACUGUGUCGGCAAUUUCGAGAAUAUGUCACAAGAGUCGGAUAUGUGGAGAAAAAUUGUCAAACAUCUCAACGAAAAUAACUAUUUGGGUCAAGUGUUUACUAUUGGAUGCAAAUGUACCGAUGAAGUGGAAAUUGAAAUGCCGGGACAGUUGGCUCUGUUUAAUCUACAGCUUAAAAACGGUCGGUGCAGAUGUCAUACAAUUGCUGUUUAAACAGAUGACAAUAAAAAGUACCGCAAAUUGCAAUAUUAUGACCAAUAAUUGUGAUA
Molecule: messenger RNA, 3211 nt
Organism: Oppia nitens
Lineage: Eukaryota; Metazoa; Arthropoda; Arachnida; Sarcoptiformes; Oppiidae
Product: NFX1-type zinc finger-containing protein 1-like
Exons: 2
Coding region: 147-3155 (1002 amino acids)
Biological process (GO): regulatory ncRNA-mediated heterochromatin formation
Cellular component (GO): nuclear RNA-directed RNA polymerase complex
Molecular function (GO): helicase activity
Source: RefSeq, a predicted model, not a curated record